UUUGAUUCUGAGACUAUGGAAUAUGAAAGCAUUAGCAAUAUGGACUUCUUUUUUUAUCACCAUUGUGUCUUUUGGGAUGGCUUUAACCACAGCUGUGAGCACGGCUGGGGUCCUUUAGAUGGACACCUGUGCAGUGGUCAACACCCACAGCCAAGGGCUGCAGUCAGGGGGAGGUUUGGGACUCUUCACCCGCCCCCGGGGCGCUGCGCGACAUGGCGGCGCGGCUCCCCGCCUCUCGCCCGCCCCUUUCUCCGCCUUCUCCCUCUUUGGCGCCAAACGGCGAAGGAAAGCGGCGGGAUGAGCGGCCAUCAGCCCGAGCACAUUAACGGUUUUGGCAAUGAAGCAACCUGUAAAAAACGAGAGGAUUAUCUGGAAUGGCCUGAAUAUUUUAUGGCUGUUGCGUUUCUGUCGGCACAGAGAAGCAAGGACCCAAGUUCUCAGGUUGGUGCCUGUAUUGUAAAUUCAGAAAACAAGAUCGUUGGAAUUGGGUACAAUGGGAUGCCUAAUGGCUGCAGUGAUGAUGUGCUACCUUGGACAAGAACAGCAGCGCAUAGAUUAGACACAAAGUAUCCUUACGUGUGCCAUGCUGAAUUGAAUGCCAUCAUGAACAAAAACUCAGCUGAUGUGAAAGGGUGCAGCAUAUACGUUGCCUUAUUUCCAUGUAAUGAAUGUGCAAAGCUCAUCAUCCAGGCAGGCAUAAAGGAAGUUAUUUUUAUGUCUGACAAGUAUCACGACUCUAUUGAAAUGACAGCGGCACGGCGGAUGUUUGAUUUAGCUGGUAUUGUAUACAGGGAAUUCAAGCCAAAAUGUAACAAGAUCAUCAUCGACUUUGAUUCAAUUAACUGCAGACCAAGUCAAAAACUUCUGUGAAUUAAGUCCCAUUAUAUCUCUAGAAGACUGAUUAUCCUUCUCUAAAAAGCUGCAAAUGCCUUUCAUCAUGAAGUUACUUGCAACUUUUUAAUGGCUUCUAUAGCUAAAGUAGACUUCUAAGAAAUGUAAGGCAUAAAAUGUUCCCCUCACUUCAUCUUGUCAUGUGGAAUCUAAAUCAACUUAAAAUUUUUAAUGCCUUUAUCAAAUCUGCUUUAAAAGUCUAGAGACGUGGAGAUGAGACAGUAUAAUGAAUGUACAGAAAACUGUUCUGAUUCUUGCUGCAUUCAUCACUACAUGCUCUGAUAGGCUGUCAGCAUUGAUUUAGACUCAGUUAAACAGCAGUUUUUAUUUUAACCAGUAGUACUUUCAAAUAUGCUAAUAUAUGUUGAUCUCUCCAUUGGAUGUGUGGAUCUAAAUAGUUAAUCCUAAUAAAUGACAAAGUGUUAUCCAUACAAAUACUAAUCUUCUGACUUGCAUAACACUAGUAUUUUAAAGGGCUAUACAGAUUGAGGUGUAUAUGGUAUUUUAUUGUUGCUACCCAACAAAAGGAAGUUGAUUUUUCUGUUAAUUGCUAUCUAACACUGUUAUACUUGUGGAGUGGUGAGAGAGGAAGUUGUUCUGAGAAUGGCUGAUGCUGGAGCAAGCUUUAGAGACCUUUUAAUUCUCUGUUUUUACCAGGACUCCAGAAAUGAAGGGGUUAGAAGGAGUAAAUAAUUUCUCCCUUACCUUUGGGACUCUUAUUUGGAAUAGGUUUUCAUGUGUAGAAGGAAAUUAGUUUAUUGGUCUAAGUUCAUUCUAGAUGAUCCAAAAUAGUUCAGUCUUAAAAUUAACCUGUAAGGUAACUCAAUCAUUUUUUGUCCUUUGAGAGAAAUUGGAGAUACUCAGCCCAUAUCUACAUCCGUGCCAAAAGAGGUAAUUAUGAUGUUAGCUUGUUUCCCAGUGCUGGCGUAGUACUUCCAUUUUCAUAAAUGUUGCCUAAAAUAAUAUCCUUUUUAAUUUUAUUUUGAGAUCUGGGAAUAUAUUUUGUGUUCCUUUUCUCUAAUUUGAUUUUUUUUAAAUUAAAUAUGCCUAGUGGCUUUGUUUAGAUGGUGUUUUUCGGUCUAUUUUUUUUUCUUCUAAGAUGUGGUUAUACUUCAGUGAGCUUUUAUUUUCUCUGAAAAAGCUUUGUUUCAUAUUUUGGGACAUUGUGUAAUUUGGCUUCAUACCAGUAUUAUUAAAGUCUUAUUAAAAUCUA
Molecule: messenger RNA, 2104 nt
Organism: Coturnix japonica (Japanese quail)
Lineage: Eukaryota; Metazoa; Chordata; Aves; Galliformes; Phasianidae
Gene: DCTD
Product: dCMP deaminase
Biological process (GO): pyrimidine nucleotide metabolic process
Cellular component (GO): cytoplasm
Molecular function (GO): dCMP deaminase activity; zinc ion binding
Source: RefSeq, a predicted model, not a curated record